This is a messenger RNA of Cladocopium goreaui, 1731 nucleotides long. NCBI's taxonomy places the organism in Eukaryota, Dinophyceae, Suessiales, Symbiodiniaceae. The record is from the annotation of a GenBank genome assembly.
AUGAAACGAAAAUUGGAUCCAAGUGCUACGCCGGUGGAACAGUUUCAGGCCUUGCGACAAAUCCGGGGCUUGUCCCACGAGGACUGCCGUAGAGUCAUCACCUUGCUUCGCGACGAUGAGCAAGGAGCGGCUACGUGCCGAAAGCAGCAUUUGAAAUAUCCGCAGGCAAACAAACUUCUACGCGAAGUGAAGCUGCCCGAUUCCAAUCUAGCGAUACAUCUGAACACGGUUCCCGACUUGAUUCAAGAAAAGGUCGACAGAUGUGGCCUAUUUGCCUAUAUGAUGCUGCAGGCUUUGAAACAGCGUAGCAAUGCCCUAAGUCUACUGCUCUUUGCAGAUGAGGCAAAUCCAGGAAACAUCUUGGCAGCUCGGCAUCCGCGGAAAAGUAACCUAUAUUACUUUACCUUCUGGGAAUUUCCCCUUCUCCAUGUGGAAGGUUUGUGGCUGCCUCUCUCUGUGGUGAGAUCGAACGAGGUCGCGGAUGCGAAGUCCUCCUACGCGGAGGUGACAAGAGCUAUUUUGGAAAAUGUGUUUGAAGAAGUGGAGAACGGCUUCGCCUUGUCCAUUGGCGGUGAAGCUGAGAUGGGGUUCAUACGGCAUCUUAUUCUGUUGAAUGAUCAUGAAGGCUUGAGAUCCGUGAGUGGAAGUAAGGGCGCCUCAGGGGCAAAACCCUGCUUUGCUUGUUGCAACGUGUUGGCCAAUGGCAGAGCCUGCCCACCUGGCUUUGUCACCAUCCAAGAGAUGGACUCUACCCGGUUUGUACGACACACUGAUGCAGAACUUGGCCUCUGGUUUGGUCGCUUCCUUGCCGCCGGCUUCAAUUUGCAACUCUUGCGAAACUGGAUCGCAAUUGGAUGGAAAACGACCAAAGACUCUUUGCUGACGCCUUCCGCCUGCUGCACAGAACAUCUCUUUCGAGAAGACUGUGACUAUCGUGGGGAUGCCUCGGCUUGUGCAACAGCUAUGCCAUUGGUGUGGGCCUUUUCGCAAGAAAUUUUGCGCGAAAAUGCUUCCAUGCAAACAGCAAUCGAUUCUUUAGAUGCUUUGUACGCGGUGCUGACUUGUUUGUACAGGAUGAAAUUGAAUCCGGUACGUGGAGCGGCUCUGACAAGUCUGCAACGGGCGCACAUGGUGGCCUUUCAACGUGCGUACGACGCUGUGUUGACAAGGCCCAAGGCGCAUUACGCCCUGCAUGUUUGGAGCCAAGUGCUUCGCUGGGGCCGUCACGCAGAUUGCUACGUCGGAGAAAGAAAACAUCGCAUCUUCAAAAGCCAAGUUGCCCCAAAGAUGACCAACCUGAAGACAUUCUCAACAAGUUGCCUUUUGCAACUCACAGAGAUGGAACUGUUGGAUGCGGAUGCUGCAGAGUCGUUCACGGGACGACUCAUAGGGAAGCCACGUGCUCAGCCAAGCUGCGCCAAACUCGUUGGCCUGCCAAGUGACACGAAGUUUGCCUACGGGCUGGAAUAUCAAUGUGUCAAAUAUGAAAAGGGAACGUACGUACUCCUAUCCAAAGACUGCGCUGUGCAAAUCCGAGGUGGUGUGUCCACCUCGCAAGAACUGUUCUUGCUUGUGACCUGUCUAUCCAAAGCCACAAAUUCAAUUGCCAAAAUUCCUACGUGGAAAAAGGAAAAUUCGAAAUUGGCACUGCUGCCGCUGAAAGGGUUGCUUGGCCAUGAGCCAAUGCACCUGCUUCGUGAAGGCACCACGGGCCUUUGGCUGCUUCGAUGA